Molecule: messenger RNA, 1776 nt
Organism: Bufo gargarizans (Asiatic toad)
Lineage: Eukaryota; Metazoa; Chordata; Amphibia; Anura; Bufonidae
Product: zinc finger protein OZF-like
Exons: 3
Coding region: 78-1637 (519 amino acids)
Biological process (GO): regulation of transcription by RNA polymerase II
Molecular function (GO): DNA-binding transcription factor activity; RNA polymerase II cis-regulatory region sequence-specific DNA binding
Source: RefSeq, a predicted model, not a curated record
AACUUACCACCAGGAUCACUGAGCUGCUGAGCGGAGAGGUUCCUCUAAGGUGUCAGGAUGUCGCUGUCUAUUUCUCCAUGGAGGAGUGGGAGUAUUUAGAAGAACACAAGGAUCUGUACAAGGACAUCAUGAUGGAGAAUCACCAGUCCCUCUCAUCACCGGGAGAUGGCGGGAUGAGCGACUCCCAUGGACAUCUCUAUUUAUCUUCCUAUCAUGAAGUAGAAGAAAACAGUAGCGUACAAGAUAAUUUAAUAACUCCUAAUGUACCCUCAGUCCUUCACAGCAGAGAUAUAUCCAUCGAUACCGCUGGUCACAAGAAACCUUCAUCUAAUCAAUCACUGAUUGGCAAACAAAAAACUGGACAUAGAUGGGAGGAAAUAUUUUUGCAUGGUAAACAUUCAAAUCAUAAAUCUAACCUUUCUUUGCAUGCGAGAAAUUGCAGAGAUAAAUGGCCAUUUUCAUGCUCAGAAUGUGGGAAAUCUUUUACCAAGAAAUUCAUUCUAGUUGGACAUCAGAGAACUCACACAGGAGAGAAGCCAUUUUCAUGUUCAGAAUGUGGGAAAUGUUUUAGUCAGAAAUCAUAUUUUUAUAAACAUCAGAGAAGUCACAUAGGAGAGAAACCAUUUUCAUGUUCAGAAUGUGGGAAAUAUUUCAUUCAAAAAUCGGAUUUUCAUAGACAUCAGAGAACUCACACAGGAGAGAAGCCAUUUUUAUGUCAUGAAUGUGGGAAGUGUUUUAGUCAAAAAUCUGAUCUUGAUAAACAUCAGAGAACUCACACAGAGGAGAAGCUAUUUUCAUGCUCAGAAUGUGGGAAACGUUUUAGUCAAAAAUCAGAUCUUGAUAAACAUCAGAGAUCUCAUACAGAGGAGAAGCUAUUUUCAUGCUCGAAAUGUGGGAAAUGUUUUAGUCGGAAAUCAGAUCUUGAUAAACAUCAGAGAACUCAUACAGGGGAGAAGCCAUUUUCAUGUACAGAAUGUGGGAAAUGUUUUAGUCGGAAAUCAUAUCUUGUGAGCCAUCUAAAAUUCCACUUAGGGGUGAAGCUAUUUUCAUGCUCAGAAUGUGGGAAACGUUUUAGUCAAAAAUCUGAUCUUGAUAAACAUCAGAGAACUCAUACAGGGGAGAAGCCAUUUUCAUGUACAGAAUGUGGGAAAUGUUUUCGCACAAAAUUAUAUCUUAGUAGACAUCAUAGAGCUCACACAGGAGAGAAGCCAUUUUCAUGCUCAGAAUGUGGGAAAUGUUUUAACACAAAAUUAUAUCUUAGUAGACAUCAUAGAACUCACACAGGAGAGAAGCCAUUUUCAUGCUCAGAAUGUGGAAAAUGUUUCAUUCAAAAAUCAGAUCUUGAUAGACAUCAGAUAACUCACACAGAAGAGAAACCAUAUAUAUGUCCUGAAUGUGGGAAGUGUUUUCGUCGGAGAUCAUAUCUCACGGACCAUCUAAGAAUUCACACAGGAGAGAAUCUAUUUGUAUGUCCUGAAUGUGGUAAAUGGUUUAGCCGGAAAUCAAAUCUGGGGGAACAUCUAAGAAUUCACACAGGAGAGAAGCCGUUUUCAUGCUCAGAAUGUGAAAAAUGUUUUACCCAUAAAUCAACUCUUCUUCAACAUCAGAGAACUCACACAGGGGAGAAGCAAUUGUAAUGUUUAGAUUGUAUGAAAUGUUGCAGGUGUGGACCUGUAGGACCUGCUGCCUAACAGUGCCUUCUGAUGUAUAUGUUAUAUUACAUGAACCUUAUACACCAAACUAUACAAUAUAACAAAGAAUACAAGUCACAUGUCC